AUGAUUUCUACUUUGGUUCGACCGGAGGAUAGUCUAAGAAUGCCUCGCUCAUAUCGAGACACUGAAGAGGAAGACGCGAACCGACACAGUCCCGAGCCAGCGGCGCCGUUAUCCUCGUCAUCCUCGACCACCGACGGGUCGAAUAAGAGCGAAGAUGAAGCCACGUUGGUGAACGGGUCUACCGGCGAUACCAGCAGCAGGCCGACAAAGUCGCGUGAAUCGCUUACGCCGGAGGAGACAAUCCAACUUGCGCGCCGAGCAGUAGAGAACGGGAUCCAGGAAACGAAACGGUCUUUGGCAGGAAGCGAAGCGGUCGGUGAUGUGGUCAAGCCGAAGCUGACCAUUGAUUUGGGCCACUCAAAUAUCAGUCGUAUACCGGAGCCGGUUGUGGAUAUUAUCAAGGAUGAAGUUGAACGGCUCUCGUUAUGGAACAAUCAACUGGUCCAUAUUCCUUACCGAUUCGCAGAGUGCUCUCAUCUUCGAUAUCUCAACGUCAGAUCUAACAACUUUCGUGAAUUUCCUAGAGGAGUGAUUAAACUGCCAUUACUGGAGAUUUUGGAUUUGAGCCGCAACAAAAUUAGCCAGCUUCCGGAGGAAAUAAAGAAAUUAACAUCUCUCCGAGUUCUGUCGGUGAUGCAAAACCGCCUUGACGAUUUACCACUUGGUGUGUCGGAUAUGAACAAGCUUCAGAUCCUCAAAGUAGCUGGAAAUCCACUGCGGUACCCGCUCCGCAAAGUAAUAGAAACAUCUGAGGCCGAGAUUACCUCCUCAAUGAUGAGCGAUAACGAAAAAGAAGUUGCUUUAACGGCUGAGCUUAAAAGGUAUCUUAAGGCGCGGCAACCUAUUAAUUCUAAUGAUUUUGAAUCAAACAACGAAAGUGAUGGCAUCUUGGACACUCCAAAACCCGUCAAACGGGGAGUGAGCAGUCGCUUCCCAGUGAUUCCAAGCACAGGCGACGGCGCUGACCCUAAAUCGCCGUCAUUAUCACGGCCACCUCCCAUCCCACUUAAAUCACAUUAUCGCAUUGCUUCUGGACAUGGCGGUGCUCUGCAAAUCCUCCAGCGUCCCGGUCCCAUACCUGGGGCUAAUGAGCGGAAUCGAAGUAAUAGCGAGGGUAUCAUUCAAGCCUCUUUUGCAACACGGUCCAAGCGCAUGGGGGUCAUCAGUCGAAAGAACACAGACUUGGGCACACUGGACGAAAUGCGGCCAUACCGCAAUAGUCACCUCCGUGGUCUCAGUUAUGGAUCUAUUCUUCGGACAAGGCCAUCUAUCAGCAACUCAUCUAGUCCGAGCAGCCCAAGAGAGCGCAGGCGGCCCAGAGAUGGAUUUGUGAAUCGGAUGUCGAGUCUACCAGAGCACAAGGGCGAGCGGGAAACUGAAAGCCCCAUAAUCGAAAGCGCCAAGGGAAUUCUUUUUGCCCUCUUUCAAGUCCAGUCUCAUGUCUAUGCCCUUAUAAAUGUCAUCAAGCGUGAUGAUUACCGGCGAAAUAGUCUCGAAAUUGUCUUUUACAACGCUUCCACUCAUGUGGACCGACUAAAUGAGGCGCUUGAAAAUGCAGAAAACUCACGAGCAGAUGAUGCGGAGCCAAUGCGAGCCUCCUACGAGGCUGUCAAGAGGGAAUGCGAGACGUGUAUCAUGGCGUACUCUCACGUCGGAACCCAGUUACGCAACAGCCUUGACAGAAUCGUUGCCAAUGGCGAUUCGCGCUACAUUCGCUCGCUGAUGCUUAUGAUAUUUGGUAGCGUGGUUGAGCUCCGCAACGCAUGUGCAUGCUUGGAGGUACCUGUUGGAAACCGACCGAGACCUACUGGAAGGCCACCAGUACCUGAGAUCAGCAGAGAAUCUGCGGAUUCAGAUAGAUACCACUGCACAACAGUCACCCCAACGCGGGGAAGAGAACCGUCCUUCUCCACUCGCCGGCUCCGUAGCGAUACAACAAUCUUGCAUCCACAAACUAAUAUGCAUGGGCCCCUGCCAGCCUCUGCCACAUUUCAGUCCGCCGUUAGCUCUCCAGGCUUCGCUCCCACUCCAUACAGCUAUGGAGCGAGGAGUCGGUCGAGCAGCAGGUCGAAUCAUGUCAACACAUCCGUACCCUCGUCCCUUGCUACUCCUCGGUCAGGCGAGUCUUUCCCUCCGAUGCCUACUUCGGUGAUACCUAAAAUAAACCCCUUGACCGGCUUGGACGAAAUAGAAGAGGAACGGAUCUUUGAGAAGAUUUUCUACCAACUUACCGCUGCUUACACCGCUGCUCUCCAAGCGCUACCUGUUGCCCGCCGUCAUUUUGCGAGGAACCUGGAGGUCGCGGAACAGAAUCGGGAAUUCGAAGAUAUCCAGAUGCUAUGGAACAACCUCAUUCACCGCUGCCGGGUUUGUCUGGAAGUAUCAGAAGCCCUCGGGCUUCGUUUGUCUAAUAUGAAAGUGAAGGAACCAGGGGGUGGAAUGCGGAACCAACGAGAGUUCUGGCAACUAUGCAAAGCCUUUAUGCAGUCUUUUGUCGAACUGGUGACUGACAUGCGCGAAGUACGGAGCAUGCACUUACUCCCAUCUGAAGUAAUCGUGAUUCUUCGGCCUGUGCAGAAGGCCAGCAGGGAAGCAGGUCGCUUGAUCGAGGCUUCUCCAUGGUCAUAUCUUGCAGACAUGGCUCCCGGGAACGGCCCCCCGGCCAUAUACGGACCACCCUUGCCGUCCCAAACUUCACAUCAGCAGCAGCAGCAUCACCAUCACCAUCAACAACAUCACCCUCAGCUCAACACAAGCAUGUCACCUUCUGUUGCGCUUCCCGCAACCCCCCUUAGCGCUGCUCUGGGCCCAGCGGCGCAAGCAACAAUACCUUCGACACCUGCAAGUGCCUACAGCGAUAAGUUCUUCGAGGGUGACGUCUUUCAACGAGCCGACUCCUUGCUUUCAAUGCCAAAUCAGGCGCCAUUCUUCUCGCGACGGUGA
This is a messenger RNA of Aspergillus nidulans FGSC A4, 2943 nucleotides long. Its product is annotated as putative cell morphogenesis protein Sog2. NCBI's taxonomy places the organism in Eukaryota, Fungi, Ascomycota, Eurotiomycetes, Eurotiales, Aspergillaceae. The record is from RefSeq and is a predicted model, not a curated record. The transcript is spliced from 4 exons. The coding region runs from base 1 to 2943 and encodes 980 amino acids.